AUGGACGACGUCUGGGCAUCUUCCGGCGAUGAGUCGGACGGAGCUGCUCCGAGCUCCAUCAACAAGGUAGAUGACGACGUCUGGGAGGAGGAGGAGGACCAGGCAGCCAGCGCCGGCAAGAGAGAGACGCUGUCAGUCAGGGAGGAGGAGAGCGUGAGGAAGAGGUUGUACAAGGAAGGGUACAAAGAAGCCAUCGGAGCGGCCCGAGAGAAAUUCCUGCAGGCUGGGUUUGAGGAAGGGUUCAAGGAAUCGUUCCUGCAGGGAUUGAGGACGGGCAGGGUUGUUGGAUUCUGCAGUGUCCUGCAAGGGUCGAGGAAAGACGGGGCUGAGAGGAAGGAGCUUGGGGAGCUGUCAAAACGAGCAAACGAGUACAAGGUGACAACCAGCACCGAAGGCAUCGAGGAGAUGGAGGAGAUGAUGAACAAGUGGAGGAUAGCGUGA
Molecule: messenger RNA, 441 nt
Organism: Guillardia theta CCMP2712
Lineage: Eukaryota; Cryptophyceae; Pyrenomonadales; Geminigeraceae
Exons: 4
Coding region: 1-441 (146 amino acids)
Source: RefSeq, a predicted model, not a curated record